Formica exsecta is the source of this 2603-nucleotide messenger RNA. Its product is annotated as tubulin beta chain-like. Gene Ontology annotation, biological process: mitotic cell cycle; microtubule cytoskeleton organization. The record is from RefSeq and is a predicted model, not a curated record. Lineage: Eukaryota; Metazoa; Arthropoda; Insecta; Hymenoptera; Formicidae. Bases 2 to 1330 code for a protein of 442 amino acids. Gene Ontology annotation, cellular component: microtubule; cytoplasm. The transcript has 3 exons. Gene Ontology annotation, molecular function: GTPase activity; GTP binding; structural constituent of cytoskeleton.
AAUGCGUGAAAUCGUUCAUCUCCAAGCCGGUCAAUGCGGCAAUCAAAUUGGUGCCAAGUUUUGGGAGGUGAUCUCAGAUGAGCACGGCAUCGAUCCUACAGGCACCUAUCACGGGGAUUCGGAUCUUCAGCUGGAGCGAAUCAAUGUUUACUACAACGAAGCCUCCGGACCGAAAUAUGUACCGCGCGCGAUUCUGGUGGACCUUGAACCCGGCACGAUGGACUCCGUGCGUUCGGGGUCCUUCGGGCAAAUAUUCCGACCUGACAACUUUGUGUUCGGGCAAUCGGGGGCCGGCAAUAACUGGGCCAAAGGUCACUAUACCGAGGGCGCCGAGCUGGUCGAUUCGGUGCUCGACGUAGUGAGGAAGGAGGCGGAAAGCUGCGAUUGUCUUCAGGGUUUUCAAUUAACGCAUUCGCUGGGAGGUGGUACCGGAUCCGGAAUGGGCACUCUGCUCAUCACGAAAAUCCGAGAGGAAUAUCCGGAUAGGAUCAUGAGCACCUUCUCCGUCGUACCCUCUCCGAAAGUCUCCGACACCGUUGUAGAACCUUACAACGCCACCCUGUCGGUUCAUCAACUGGUGGAGAACACGGAUCAAGCUUAUUGCAUCGACAACGAAGCGCUCUACGACAUUUGCUUCCGUACUUUAAAAUUGACUACACCCACGUACGGUGAUCUGAAUCAUCUAGUCUCUGCUACCAUGUCUGGUGUGACAACCUGUCUAAGAUUUCCCGGCCAAUUGAAUGCUGAUUUGAGGAAGCUCGCGGUGAAUAUGGUGCCGUUUCCCCGAUUGCACUUCUUCAUGCCAGGUUUCGCGCCUCUCACAUCCCGAGGAAGCCAACAGUAUCGAGCUCUCACCGUGCCGGAGCUUACCCAGCAGAUGUUCGACGCCAAGAACAUGAUGGCUGCUUGCAAUCCACGUCACGGACGUUAUCUCACCGUGGCGGCCGUGUUCCGUGGCAGAAUGUCGAUGAAAGAGGUCGAUGAGCAGAUGCUCAACAUCCAGAACAAGAACAGCUCGUUCUUCGUCGAGUGGAUACCGAACAAUGUAAAGACAGCGGUAUGCGAUAUUCCGCCCCGUGGCCUCAAGAUGUCCGCUACCUUCAUCGGCAAUUCCACGGCCAUACAAGAAUUGUUCAAGAGAAUUUCCGAACAAUUCACGGCGAUGUUCAGGAGGAAGGCCUUCCUCCACUGGUACACCGGCGAAGGCAUGGAUGAGUUGGAAUUCAACGAGGCGGAAUCGAACAUGAACGACUUGGUAUCGGAGUAUCAACAGUAUCAAGACGCGACAGUUGAGGAUGAUGAAAUAGAUGAGGAAGAAAUGGAGAAGUAAAAGAAAGAGAGGAACUUAAUACGGACUUAACUUUUUUGACGAUUCUUUCUUUUGUAUAUGUUACUUUUGCUUUUUUUACUAAUAUUUUACAGCAUUUUGUAUGUCGUUUGUGUACACGCAUUUUGAGAAAAGAUUUCGACCAUUUGUACUGUUUUGUGAAGUUUACAAUAAAUAAUAUGUUGUGGCAGAAACAUGGAAUAAGUUUCAUGGCCGCAAAUUAAUUAAAGACUUAUUCUAAGCACGCUAUAUUCCGAUCGUUUAGGAAUCACACACAAAUUACUUCUCGCGCUGUCGACAGUAUCAUUUGUAUCUGUUAAUGACAUUGUCCAUAUAGCGUGAUAAAUAACGCGUCUCUUAAAUACGAGUAUUCGCAGGCUUUUAGAGACGCGAUUCUCGUUAUCGAACUCCAUAUCGUCCUUCUGGCCAACUGACAUUGAUGAAGCCAAGGCCUCGGCAAAAAUUGGCGAUUGCGCAUUAUCUCAUCGGUGCCCCGCGAGGGCAAACACUUUAUUAUUGCGUGCAAUAACGGAGAACGCGUGUUAUUGCCUGAGCCGUUCCGAACUGCGACAAGCAAAAAUGCUGGGCAAAUCCGGGUGUGUCGAUUUUAAUGCGAUUUCUGCUGCAACAUCAACCUAACAAUGUUUUCGAGAAAUUAUAGCAAUACAAUAGAAAUUAUGAUUUGGUCAGAUAAUAAAUAUUACAAAAGUGAUUGCAAAAAUGUUUUGACAGAUCGCGCAUUGUGUGAUUCAAGAAAAGAUUGUUUGGUGUAAGACAGAUUGAAAGACCACAGCGAUAUUUUAUCCUAAAAAUUAGAGGUAUUAUUACAAAGAUAAAAAUUAUUAAAAAGAAAAAUAUAAUUAAAAAAAAAAUGAUGCUACUUUUAGCUUCUAAUUGUCUUGAGAUCGAUAUUUACGAACGAUAUCUGUAUCGAUACUAUUAUCGAUACUAAGAUAGCGUAGAGCGUAGCAUUUAGUUUGCACGAUAUUGAAAUUUUGUAUGUAUAACAUGUUAUGUUUAAUCAUAUUGUAAAAUUAGAAACAAAAAUGUAGUUGUUCAGAUUAAAAGAAUUAUCAAUUCUUUGAUUCAAAUUUCAAAAUUAUCCCAGUUGAUAUAUUCACAAUGAGAGAAAUUGUGCACGUGCAAAUAGGGCGUUGCGGUAACCGUAUUGGAAAAAUGGUGACUAUAUUAACCUGUUUUACAUCCUGAAACACACGCUAUGUCUUUUGUAAUGUAAUGUGCAAAUAUAAUGUAUAUUUCAUUUUUCGUAAAAAAA